GAGUGAAUUUCAAACAAAAGUCUUGUUAUUUUAAUUUCUCUUUUAAUAUUUAGUAUGAACACGAGUCUAUCAUACUAGAAAUCAUUGCUUAGUUACACAGAAGUGUAUUUUGGGAUAAUUCAAGUUUGAAGGCAGACUCUAAACACAUUUGAUAUUGAGAGAUUAUAAAAUGUGUGUGUGUCUAUAAACACACAAUGUGUAUAUACACAAACAUCUGCAUUUUAUCACCUAGUUAACCAUUAACUAACAUUUGGUCAGUUUACAUUUGCUCCUUUUUUCCCAAGUCAUAAAAUUUAUAAUGAAAAUGAAAAGCCUCUUAAACCAUUACUCUUACUUCUCUUUCAUGGAACUUGAUGUAACUACUGUUAUGGGUAUGGCUUCCAGUAAUUAUCUCCAGGAUUCGCCAUGACCCCAGCUCUGAAGGAGGCAACAACAAAGGGUAUCUGCUUUUCAUCUUUGCCAAAUACCAUGGAAUCUGACAAGAUGCUGUGCAUGGAAAGUCCGAGAACUGUAGAUGAAAAGCUUAAGGGAGGAGACGCCUUCUCUCAGAUGCUGGGAUUUCCGACUCCUGAACCGACGCUAAAUACUAAUUUUGUGAAUUUAAAACAUUUUACCUCCCCUCAGGCUUCAAAACAUUUUCAGACAGUUCUUUUAAUGAGUUCUAAUUCAACACUAAAUAAGUAUAAUGAGAAUUAUAACCAAAAGAAAGUAAUGGAGUCCAACUGCUGCAAGCUGAAAAACGCCCUGUGUAAUGGCAGCAGCGUUCAGCUCAGUAAGAUCUGCCAUUCUCAUUCUGAGAAUGAGGUCAUCAAAAAGGAACUCUCAGAUACCACAAGCCAGUGCAUGAAAGAUAUACAAAUUGUUUUGGAUUCAAAUCUCACCAAAGACGCUAAUGUAGAUAAAAUACAUCUGCAAAACUGUAAAUGGUACCAAAAGAAUGCACUUUUGGAUAAAUUCACUGAUACUAAGAUUAAAAAGGGUUUAUUGCAAUGUACUCAAAAGAAAAUUGGACCUAGUCACUCAGAUGUGCCUGCUAGUUCCUCCGCUGCUGAGAAAGAGGAAGAAGUGAAUGCUCGUUUACUUCACUGUGUGAGUAAACAGAAAAGUUUACUUAGCCAGGCUAGAAGAACUCAGAAACACUUGCAGAUGCUCCUGGCGAAGCAUGUUGUUAAGCACUAUGGUCAACAGAUGAAAUUUUCUAUGAAACAUCAGCUGCCCACAAUGAAGAUCUUUCAUGAACCCACAACAGUCUUGAGUAAUAGUUUACUUGAACACACUGAAAUUAAGCCAGAACUCAACAUCUUGGCUUCAGAGAAUAAGUUCUGGGAUGACACAAACAAUGGCUUUUCUCAAUGUACAGCUGCAGAAAUCCAAAGAUUUGCACUGUCUGCUACAGGGCUGUUGUCUCAUGUUGAAGAGGGUCUGGAUUCUGAUGCCACCGAUAGCAGCUCAGAUGACGAGUUGGAUGAAUAUACCAUUAGAAAAAAUGUGGCAGUCAACUCCAGUACUGAAUGGAAGUGGCUUAUAGACAGAGCGCAGGUUGGCAGCCGAUGGACUUGGCUUCAAGCUCAGAUUUCAGAGCUGGAAUACAAAAUCCAGCAGCUAACAGAUAUUCACAGGCAGAUUCGUGCCUCCAAGGGGAUAGUGAUCUUAGAAGAAUGUCAGCUUCCAAAAGACAUUUUGAAAAAACAAAUACAGUUUUCAAACCAAGCAGUUUCAUUAAACACUUCAGUGAAUUCUCAGGUUUCCCAGAGGAGUGAAGAGCCUUUACCAGAACAUGAUUUUGAGAUGUCACCAAGCAGCCCUACACUACUUCUUCGAAACAUAGAGAAACAGAGUGCACAGUUGACUGAGAUCAUUAACAGUUUGAUUGCCCCUCUCAACUUGUCUCCAACUUCAUCACCCCUCUCUUCUAAAUCCUGUAGCCACAAAUGUCUGGCUAAUGGCAUUUCCAGAAGUGCUUCAGAGAAUUUAGAUGAGCUCUCUUCCUCCAGUAGCUGGUUACUUAAUCAGAAGCACAGUAAGAAAAGGAGAAAAGACAGGACAAGAUUGAAAUCUCCAUCCUUGGCUAUCAUGAGUACAGCUGCCCGAACAAGGCCCCUUCAAAGUUUCCAUAAAAGAAAACUCUACAGAUUGAGUCCCACUUUUUACUGGACUCCUGAGACUUUACCUUCAAAAGAAGCAUUUUUAAAUACCACACAGAUGCCUUACAUGGGAUCACCUUUAAGUUGGGAAAACUGGGAGCAGAGUUCCAAGUCUCACCUGUCAAGAGAACAUGUUUCAAAACUAGACCCCUCUUUCCAUCCUGUUUUGUCAUUGCCAUCAGAAAUUCCCCUUCACCUUCAUUUUGAGACCUUAUUCAAGAAGACUGACAUAAAAGGAGAGCUUGCUGAAAAUAAAUUUGUAGGUGACUGUAUCAUAUCACCACCACCUGUACAAGGUACUUCUCUGAAUCAAUGGAGAAAUGGAUAUUCACCUGUAUGUAAGCCUCAAAUAAGGUCACAAUCAUCUGCCCAACUAUUACAGGGAAGGAAAAAAAGACAUUUAAGUGAAACAGCAUUAGCAGGAGAAAGGACUAGAUUUGAAGAAUUUGCUUUCCAACGUUCAGAACCAGGAUCUCACUGCAAUUUUACUGCUGUCUCUAAUCCCAAUGUUACAUCAAGAACCCAGAAUUCAUCCUCACAAUACAAUUCUGUGUUGCAGAAUACUGCACGACGGAGGUUAAGAAGUGAGAGCUCUUACGAUAUAGAUAACAUUGUGAUUCCCAUGUCAUUAGUAGCACCAGCCAAAUUAGAGAAACUCCAGUAUAAAGAAAUACUUACUCCACGCUGGAGGAUGGUUGUUCUUCAGCCCCUUGAUGAACAUAACUUAAACAAAGAAGAGAUAGAAGAUCUUUCUGAUGAAGUCUUCUCCCUAAGACACAGAAAAUACGAAGAGAGAGAGCAAGCUAGGUGGUCACUCUGGGAGCAAAGCAAAUGGCACAGAAGAAAUAACAGAGCCUACAGUAAAAAUGUGGAAGGGCAGGACUUGGUUCUGAAGGAACACUCACGUGAACUUGGCAGUGUUCAGCAGGGUGCUGCAGAAAGUCCUUUUGAGCUCCCAGCAGAAAGCCACAGUCUGUGUACUCAGGACUCCCUUUCUUUAAAUGAUGGUCAAGAAGUCAAGCCUUUGCGGUGGGAGCGGCGAGCUUUUCCACUGAAGGAUGAGGAUACAGCAGCUUUAUUAUGCCAAGAUGAAAGAAAGGAUCUGACUGAGGGGGCAAGCACAGCCUGCCGUGAUGAAGCCUUCUGUAGCACUACACCCGAGAAUGGCCACCCUCCAAAAGUGCAGUUAGAUGGAAUGGAAGAAUAUAAAAUCUUUGGUAUAGGAGUCACUAAUGUUAAAAGAAAUAGGUGACAGGGAACAUAUUAAGAAAAGUAUGUAACUGAAAGGUAAAGAGGAAAAAAACCCUAUACCCUCUCUUCUGGAUCUCCACCUCCUCUGGUCACAGUUCCACAGGAGGGAGUGCCGCAUGUACCCGUAUUUCACCGUUCAGGGGAUAGGCCGGAGUCCCUUUUCCUUCCUGACUCACAGAAGUAGCUACUUCUCACCCACACAAAUGCUAGUGACUUGUGCUUGCCAAUAAUACAAAUCAUAAGCACUAAGACACUACCUGCUGCAAUCCACGCCAAGUCACACCUCGGGCAUUUGUUGACAUAAGAGCCCUCCUUCUUUGUUUCUAUUCUCAUGGCAGUUCACUAGAAUUGCUGCAAUAACAUAUGAAAAUAUACGAGUGUGUAUACAGAAUGUAUACACAUAUGAUACACACAUAUGUAGUCUUAAAACUGCAUGUAUGAACUACUCUAUGCAAUAAGUUGCCAUGAAUACCUAACACAGGUGCUCACUGAUGACAGACACCUGAAAGCUUUGACUGUGGGGAGCGAGUUGUGUUUUCUUUUAUUCUAAACAUUGUUUAACCAAUAUAAGUUAUUUAUGGAGAUUCUUAUAUCAGAUAACGCAACAUUCAUUUAUUUGAAAUCAUUGUUCUCUCCUGGACUAACCACAGGCUUUCUGCUUACUCCUAACAAAAUUAAGAGAAGCAACUUAAGAGUUUAAUAUAUUGAUACGUUUAAAAACUAUUGUCGUUGGAAAUUCACUCUGAGUUUUACUUGCUUUAUGUACUUCAAGAUAGCAAUUUAAAAUAUAAAACAGCAUACAAAUCAUAAUAUGGUUGUAAGUCUAGCUAAUAUACAGCCAGAAGCUUCUAAUUUGUUUUUUCCUUACUAUAGCUUACAUAAAUACCUACUCUUACAGGCAUCCUAGAUCAAGGAUUCAAGUUUUCCAAGACCAAGACUUUAAUAUAGAAUACUGAGGAGUGUACAUUAAGGAAAAUUCUUUUUGAAGCCAUACCAUUUUUUUUCCUAGAUGAAAGUUAAGUACAAUUUGUAUCAACCACUUUUUGUUAUGCAAAGAAAGGUUACUUGAUUUGUAGUUCCCAUACUACUGAGAAUCCUGGCCACGGAGCUUGCACUCUGUGGGAUUAGAUACUUAAGGUGUUGUUGAGGAUUGGAAAUGCAACUGAUCCCUGCAGAAGGGGGAGGGGGGAACCAUUUAAAUUCAAUACUUACAAACUUUUGCUUAUAGUUUUACUGUACAUUUAUUUUUAAAGAAAAAGAACAAAAGCCAGAAAAAUACAAGUUGUCCCAGCAAAUAAAUUCAAAUCUUUGUCAUGACUGAUAUUAUAACCUUCUACAUAGUUUUUUUUAAUUAAAGUUAUUUCUAUA
Rattus rattus (black rat) is the source of this 4763-nucleotide messenger RNA. It is a transcript of the gene Kansl1l, whose product is annotated as KAT8 regulatory NSL complex subunit 1 like. NCBI's taxonomy places the organism in Eukaryota, Metazoa, Chordata, Mammalia, Rodentia, Muridae. Gene Ontology annotation, molecular function: histone acetyltransferase binding. The transcript is spliced from 15 exons. Gene Ontology annotation, cellular component: NSL complex. The record is from RefSeq and is a predicted model, not a curated record. Bases 406 to 3396 code for a protein of 996 amino acids.